CUCGCUCUUUCUUUUCUACCAUGACAUGACCUCUGUUUCUCUUCUACUUUUUGCCUUGACCCUUUAUACUUCUCACUUCACCCUUCACACUUCACACUACUUCCUGCUCCCAACCUGCAUCGCUCUGCUCGCUUGCUUUUUUGCGUUGGUUGGUUGUAAGUGAGAAGUGACCAAUUCAACUUGAAACUUCGCCUUUUUCUUCUUUCCCGCACGUAGAGCGUGCUGUCGUCAUUUUAUCCUUUCACGACUCAAUCGCUCGUCCAAUUUCCUCCGCCCUGGUACCUUGGCCGCCCAUUCACCUGAUUUGCACCACGAGGGAUCCAGGAGUAAAAUAAAUUUAACUUCGUACUUCUCCUCCUGAACUCUCGCCUUCUCCUUUCCAAACAGAAGGUCACCUGCAUCCUGAUUCCGGAACGGGCUUGCGCGUUCUCUAUUAAAUCCCAGGUUAUUUUUCAGUCCACCUUCCUCCCACUGCGGUAUCAGGAGCGCUAUAUUCAGUUCUCCACACGGAGCUCUUGAUAGCCCUGUUCAAGGCUUUUAAUCUACCCGGGAGGUCCUCGAGAUAUUACGCGGAAGUUUUCUUGAACACAUUCCACCAAAGUCCUCCUCAUCUACUUUCUUGUCAAAACUAUAAUUCAACUCCGAUUUGCCAUAUUUCAGGUCAGACAACCCCUCAUCAGCACAUGAUUGAGGAUCGGAUGACAUCCUCUGGGCCCUGAUUCCUUUUUGUGCAAGAGCCAACUGCACAGUUACAAAGACGUCGGCUAGAGCUUGCUCCUAUCGUUUACUACAUUUCACUUUACUUCGGUCUGGCUGUGCCAAACCUUACAAUGGCGCCCACUCAUCUUGAUAUUGACCUGGCCAAGACAUACACACACGCAGAUAUGCUGCUUUCCGCAAGAAAAUCACCUCGACUGAACUUGCGCCGGACAGCUUCCUCCAAUAACAAUAUGGAAAAAGCCCCAUUAUCUUCAACCUCCUCCCGCUUCAACUUCAAUCACCUCAUCGCCUCUCCACCCCCAUCACCAAGUCUUCCUGCGUUGGUGCCCCGCCAUGGUAAACCUCUACCUGCCCGGACUCCACGAACGUAUUUGAGGGCUGCUCUAUGGCUGUCAGGAGUACUUGUGAUCUUGUACUUUGCUAGUGGGGUAGUCCACAAAGAUCGUCACUUGAAGGCGGUAGGAUGGGCUGCCAACAGUGGGGAACAAUAUGAGAUGGUUGAGGAGACAGAGUUGCCCGACUUCCCAACUCCUGUCGUGGUUACAGACAAACGUGGACGAGCAAAAUGGACUGUUUCAAUUCCUCCCGAUAGCGAAUUCCCAUUGGAGCCCAGGGUGUACGCGGAUAUAUGUAUGCAGAACAUGGAGGUUGCUACACAUGUUGCGGACUUGCAUAGUCAUAUAUACAAGGAGCAUGCCGCUCAUUAUGGGUACUACCAUGUUGACCCGAAUUUUAUGGAUGUGGCCGAGGCGGAAGAACAUGGACUGUUACCUGGACUGAAAGCAAAAACGAACAUGAAUGAUGCACCUCUGGUGGGGGAAAAUAACCAUGAUGGACUCAUCGAAUCUGAUGUAUGCAAAAAGACCUUGACAUUCGUCCUAGAGACACGAGACGCUGGAUUGGGCAACACACUACUCAUGUUGUGGACUGCAUAUGGCUUGGCGAAAAAGGAAGGAAGAGAAUUUUUUGUCGAUGACUCUAGAUGGUAAGUUUGCAAUUCGUUUUCAUGUUGCUUUACUGAAGAUUAUCAGGGCAUACGGCAAGUAUACCAAAUUCUUCAUGCAACCCCCAAUUCCACAAUGCAGGCCACCUCCACGUCAUGAGAUGCUCCCAUGUCCCCGCCACGCUCGACAUCUUCUCGUGUCUGGAGCUACAGCCUCUUACGUCUUUGGUGGCGCUUUCAAUGAUCAGUUUGAGGAUGCAAAGAAGAUGGAAGUAAAUCGAUUGCAACCAAUUUUUCAGCUCGCUCGGCAAGGUUACGAGUCACUUUUCCACCUUGGAAAUGAAGACGAGCCAUACCUCAUGAACCGCGUUGCUGACAUUCGGGCAAAGACAGUUGUUGGAACUGGUGAGAAUCUCAAUGGUAUUGUAAUCGGCGUGCAUGUCCGUCAUGGAGAUCGUAGACCUUUCGAAUUUCAAUAUAAAGAUAGCUACGUCCCAUUAGACCGCUACAGCGACAGGGCCCACGACUUGAUCCACGCCACUUUCAAUAAUUCUGAUUACGACGUGGCUCAAAAUACAGAUGCUGAAGCUCAAAGUUUGAUACUCGUGGCAUCCGACGACCCAGAUGUCUAUACCUCCGAAGAAUUUUCUUCCGCCAUGCCAGCGCAGGAAGUGAUCCGACUUGCGGCCAAGGAACACAUCAAGACUGGCGACCAACCCGCUGGCAAAACAGGAAUGAGGAACUUCAUCGACUCUCCUGUCGGCUGGGAGGGCGGCUUCUUCGCUCCUAUGUUCUGGAGUCUGGGAAAGCCAAACAGUGUCCCGGCCACCGCCGCCGAGACGCCGGACAUCAAGCUUCCCCCAACAUCUGAAGCUCUCAGGUUAAGAGAGUUGGUGGGAAGAGCUUACCUACUGGAUCUUGCAGUUUUGGGACAAUCGACCGAUGCAAUUGUAUGUACGGUCAGCUCGAUGGGAUGUCGGCUGCUAGCGGUCAUGAUGGGCUGGGAGAAGUCUAUUGAGAGGAAGGGCUUCGUGAACAUCGAUGGAGACUUCCAAUGGAGAGGGAUUCCCUGGUAGAGCAUGACUGGAUUUUGGUACAGAGUGCCAAUUCAUUCUCUACGCAUUUUCAGAGGGGUCAGACGAGAUUCUUUGCACAUAGUUUUUUCCCUUUAUUGUUGGUCAUCACAUUCAUUUAUUUAUACACACUUUUGCGAGAGCCGGAUCCAUUUUCUUUGCGAGUUUUGUCAAAUCUUGUUGGGCGCUUUACAUGCAUCAUAUGCGCGGAUAUACUUACUUCAUGGGAUGGUGUUUUGGGUUGGGAGCAUAUUUAGCGUCCGUGUUUUCUCUGUCGAGCUCCUGGGAAAGAUUAGGAAAUUGAAAUUGGUUUGAGACCAGAGAAGAAGAAAAGGCGAUCACUGGUGGGCGAUGCUUGUAUAUAUAGAUGAGGUGGGAUUGGUGUCAGAGACUGAGAAAAUUGAGGCAGUGAAGAUACUUCGAUAAGCUCAAAUCUGUAGCUUUUGGAAGGAUCAAUAUUAAAACAUGUUCGGAAAUCGAGUGUACGUGUUCUAGUAUUUGAGUGAUGGCUCUGAGAAAAGGACGAGGUUUCCAAAUUGUGAUCAGCACGGUCUAGUGGUGGAGUGGACUAGUAGUUGGAUGGAUACCAGUACCCACGAGUACCACCUACCUACGCGAGAUCUCUUCUCUCGUCCCAUAUUUUGGCAACAAGGAUUUCUUGGAAAGCAGAGAGUCUAGCGAGUCUAGGUAGGUAGGCAUAGGUAAGGUGUUUCAUUUCACAUUCCACCCCGAUGAACACCUGACUAAAUAUUCACAGGACCGAUCAUUGUGAUCAAAAAUAACUUUGAAGCCUUCCAUUGGAAUCGACUUUACCUUCUCUGCGCAUACCUACCUACCUAUACCUACCUAGCUAUGAAGCCUCGAACUUGGUGUUUGCUGAGAUACAGAUGAAUUCCAACUCCAAUUCAUAUACCUAGGUAGGUAGGUACCUGUAGGUACGGUCGACUCACGCCCAGCGCGAGCGACAAGUCGCUCUUUCUCUCUUAGCACUCUCGUCGCAUCCCUGGUGGAAUUGGAAGUCGUCUGGAUUUGGAUCGGACUCGGAAUUCAGGCCAUGGUGCCUGCAGUGCCCACCUGCAAGUGGUUUGGAUUGUGUCGACCGGGGGUCGAGCUCGCUCCUUCCUGAGUCCUUGACUGCAGGUGAGGUUGGCUUCCAGGUUGGCCUCAUCAGUAAACUCGACCACUGCCCAGGUGGGCACCUGCACUGCUUAAGUUGUCGAUCUCCCUCACGUUCCUGGUUGCUUGCACUCAUCUGGAUUCUGGCGAGACCUAAAUUCCGCUUAGGAAGGGAAGGCGCGACUUCUUCUGCC
Molecule: messenger RNA, 4046 nt
Organism: Hymenoscyphus albidus
Lineage: Eukaryota; Fungi; Ascomycota; Leotiomycetes; Helotiales; Helotiaceae
Source: the annotation of a GenBank genome assembly